AUGUCUAGACUUGUUUCUCGUGUUUUGUUUGGUGCUCGUUUAACGUUCGCAAGUAAAGGAAUCCAGAUCUUAAGUAAACCAAGUACUAUUAAACAUCUUACUACUUCAACUUGGUUCUGUUCAUCUCAAGUUGACCGUCAGCUCAACCAGUUUCUGACCAAUGAGAUUAAACAAGAAAAGGCAAAUGCUUUCUCCUGCGAUCCCCCUGAAGGGUUUAAAGUAGUAAAAACCAAUGGAUGUGAAGUCGUUAUACGCAAAGAAUAUCAAGAUGGAGUUUUCGUCGACGUGGAGAUUAAUUUGGCUGGUAGUGUUACUCCUAGUAUUUCUGAAGAUGAAAUGAGUACUACGGAAAAGAGUGAGGAUGAUACUGCUUUGGAGGCUCAUCCUGAUUUGCGUAUUAAACUCACAAAACCUAGUGGUCGAAGUCUGGUUUUCAACUGCAGUCUUCCGGGCCAUGACGCUGAAAAACAACUUUCUGAAGAUGAGUCGAAUGAUCUCCCUACUUAUUCCGUGGACUCAGUUGAAAUUGAACGCAUCCCAGGCUAUUUCGUGUAUACUGAUUUAUUUGACGACGAUAUGUAUAAUCAUACAAUGCAAUUGCUGGUAGAACGAGGACUGGACGCAGACUUUCAAGAAGAAUUGCAAAACUUCUGUACUUCAGAAGAGCACAAGUUAUAUUUGAAGUUUUUGGAUGAAUUCCAGAACUAUUGCAAAGACUAA
Schistosoma bovis is the source of this 720-nucleotide messenger RNA. The record is from the annotation of a GenBank genome assembly. NCBI's taxonomy places the organism in Eukaryota, Metazoa, Platyhelminthes, Trematoda, Strigeidida, Schistosomatidae.